UACAGAUUACUUUUCUGCCUGGACUUUGGUAUUUUGCACUAAAAUUCUCCAACAAGAGAAUUCUUCAGCAUGGGCAUAAGUAACAAGGAAAAUGCUUAGUGAUGUAAUGCUUUUGCUAGUCUAAUUAGUCAGUGUUGCUGUUUAAUAGCACUUUGAAGAUCAGUUAUCUUGCAGAGAACCAUUGCUGGAGUAAAGCAAAUAGCUGUCAUUUUGAAUUCAAAACUAGCUUCAUUUUCAUUGUGGAGCAUAACAAGUACUUCUUGGUUCUUUUUCCUGUCCCCCAGUUUGUAGCUUUUGUUACUGGGACUCCAGUCAUAUUCAGCAAACUGGGAGGACUGUAAGAAGGAUAAAUGGGGGUUUUACAGAGUGCCUCAUGUGAUACCUUCUAUUCUCAGCAUAGGUUAAAAUUAGAACUAGACUGACAUUGCACUGGAGUCUGAGUGAGGAUUUUAAAUGGUUUCGUUAGCACAGGCCAGGUUUGUAACUUAUCUCUGCUUUUGCUCAGAAAGCAAUGAGUCCCCGAAGACCCUUGACAACACCAACUAAUUGAGCAUUUUAGUUUUUGUAUCACUGUCCCCAUCUGGUAACUGAUGCAUGUGCUGAUCUGUUGAGCCUGAAAUUCAGAGUCGGAUUGCUGUGACUGUACCUGAACAUGUAAGGAUCAUGAAUGAAACUGCAGUUUGUGUUGGAACAUUCACUGCUGUGAAGACACUUUGGGAAGUAAGAAUACACAAGAUAAAUGAGGAAUUACAGAAGGAAAAGGAAUUCAGAGAGAGGUCUGCAGGAAGGCUACUACUUGUUUGGGAGGAGAGAGCUGCUUUAGCAAAGCUCAAAGAAAAGGUUAUUAAUGAAGAUGGGAGAGCAAUUUUAAGGAUAGAGGAAGAAGAAUGGAAGACGCUACCUUCGUGCUUAUUGAAACUAGCCCAUCUCCAGGAGUGGCAGCUUCACAGAACGAGUUUGCAGAAAAUUCCUCACUUCAUUGGCAGAUUUCACAGUCUUGUUGUUUUGGAUCUAUCCCGGAACUCCAUUGAAAGUGUACCUAAAGAAAUCGGCCAGCUGACAAGCCUCCAAGAGCUGCUUCUCAGUUACAAUAGAAUCAAAUCUGUUCCUAAGGAAAUAAGUAACUGCGUCAAUCUGGAAAGACUGGAACUGGCUGUCAACAGGAGUAUCUGUGAUCUUCCUCCUCAGCUCAGUGAUUUAAAGAAGCUUUCACACAUAGAUCUGUGCAUGAACCAGUUUACAAGCAUCCCUUCAGCCCUUCUCAACAUGCCAAGUCUAGAAUGGUUAGAUAUGGGGGGGAAUAAACUCCAGGAGCUUCCUGAUGCAAUUGACAGGAUGGAAAAUCUCCACACUUUAUGGCUUCAAAGGAAUGAGAUAACCUCUUUGCCAGAAACCAUUGGUAAUAUGAAAAAUCUUAGUACUCUUGUUCUUAGCAACAAUAAACUUAGGAAUAUUCCAGCUUGUAUGAAGGACAUGACAAGUCUGAGAUUUGUCAACUUCAGGGACAACCCACUGGAGUUAGAGGUAACACUCCCUCCAUGUGAGAAUGAAGAAGAGGAGGAGCAACAGGAAAUGUUUGGCAUCGAAUUCAUGCACGUGUAUAUCCAGGAAUCUCUCAAGAAAACAGGAAAUGUGGAAACCAGCACUUCUGGUCCUUCUCCUGUCACGAAUGCUACUGAAUAAAGAAUGUAACUGUGAAUGGAAGAAAAUACCAAGCAUACUUAAUCCUAGCAAAGAGGCAUACAACAGGUUUCAAAUAUUCCUAGGGAUUUUAUUUUUCCACUGAUGCGAACUGGUUUGCAUAUUUGGAAUUCCCACUCACACUGGGAAAUAAAAGACCUUUUCCUUGUA
This is a messenger RNA of Neopsephotus bourkii (Bourke's parrot), 1851 nucleotides long. RefSeq names its product leucine rich repeat containing 39 (gene LRRC39). The coding region runs from base 664 to 1683 and encodes 339 amino acids. The record is from RefSeq and is a predicted model, not a curated record. Gene Ontology annotation, molecular function: protein binding. NCBI's taxonomy places the organism in Eukaryota, Metazoa, Chordata, Aves, Psittaciformes, Psittacidae. The transcript is spliced from 9 exons.